AUGGCUGAUUCGGCUCCACCUCUCUCUCUUCAAGGCUAUAAAUCUCCCAACAUUCCAGUCCGCCAUAUUCAUAUUCAUCCUCAUCUGGAAAGCUCUUUUUCCCUCAAUCUCGAUUCCUCUUUUACUACUCAACCUAUGUCUUCCAAAGAGAUUUUAUCGUCUGCCAAGCCGCUCACUUUCAAGGUGCUCCACCAAAUCGAAGGUGUGUUCUGCAACGAGGAUGUGGUGGUCCGGCUUCUACACUUUUGGGAAGCGAGAAAUUUCAAGAAACUUCAAACCUCCUUCAUGAAUUGA
Microthlaspi erraticum is the source of this 294-nucleotide messenger RNA. NCBI's taxonomy places the organism in Eukaryota, Viridiplantae, Streptophyta, Magnoliopsida, Brassicales, Brassicaceae. The record is from the annotation of a GenBank genome assembly.